AUGGAUCCAGAAACCAUAGAAGAGUUCAGAGAAAUACUUAUGAGAACUACUUUUCCUCCUGUUGAAGUAGUCACUGCAAGGUCUAUCAAAUCGGAAUUCGAAGCCUCCUUCAAAGACAAACUUGACGACGAGCACAUCAGAACCUUCAUUGAUCGUGUGAACAAUAUGGACAACUCCCUCGAGCAAUUCUCCGUUGAUAUCAAGCUGCUCAAAGAUCAAAUCGAGCAGAUCGGAUAUGAUAAGAGUUCCUCUGAAAAUCUUGAGAAAGUCGAGCAAGAAGAUAUCCAACUCGAUCGCACGAGUGAUAGACUGAAUCUCACUGCUUCGUCGGUCGAUCGAAUGGACAACAAGGUAGAUCGACACGAUAUCAAAGUCGAUAGAUACGAUACUAAAGUCGACAAUCUCGAAAGAAAGAUCCAAGAUUUCAGUAAACAAGUAAUAACUUAUGAAGAGCGAUUGGAAGAGGUCAAUCAAUCAAUGGAGGAAUUGAAGAAGGAAAUUGAAAAUUUGGAGAGGGACUUGUAG
Molecule: messenger RNA, 525 nt
Organism: Kwoniella mangroviensis CBS 8507
Lineage: Eukaryota; Fungi; Basidiomycota; Tremellomycetes; Tremellales; Cryptococcaceae
Exons: 3
Coding region: 1-525 (174 amino acids)
Source: RefSeq, a predicted model, not a curated record